Aaosphaeria arxii CBS 175.79 is the source of this 1025-nucleotide messenger RNA. RefSeq names its product ThiJ/PfpI family protein. The transcript has 4 exons. The coding region runs from base 187 to 864 and encodes 225 amino acids. The record is from RefSeq and is a predicted model, not a curated record. NCBI's taxonomy places the organism in Eukaryota, Fungi, Ascomycota, Dothideomycetes, Pleosporales.
UCAUCUUUGGUCAAUAACUCAUCGGAGUAUUGUUCCUAUAAAACUUCAGUCAUCUGGUUAUUGCUGUCAAUGAUCAAGAUAGCAUGAUAAUUGAGGCAACCGAUUGUGAAGACACCGAAGAGCAUUCACACCCCACAUAUAUUCCAUCGGCUCACAGCUCAACGAUCACUGUUAUCAUUGGUAAAGAUGAGUGCUGCGCCACCCAGUAAAUAUGGCAUAGUCGUGUUCACUGGAUUCCAAGUUCUCGAUGUCUUCGGACCCUUGAGCACGUUGAAUGUGCUAUCUCGGACCAACAAGAUGCAACUUUCCAUCAUGGCCGCAACAAUGACGCCGGUUUCCUCAAACCCUGACCCAAACCCGUUCGUGUCAUCGUCCUUUGGGCAAGAGAUCGUACCAACCCACACCUUUGACGACGCGCCUGAGAUCGAAGUCUUGCUCAUUCCGGGAGGCUUCGGAACUCGCAGUGCAGACGCGAUGGGUCCUGUCAAAGCAUACAUCCGUACCGUCUUCCCCUCUUUGAAGUACGUGAUUACAAUCUGCACCGGCUCCGCGAUCCUGGCAGAGAUGGGGCUCCUAGACUAUCGGAGCGCUACCACCAACAAGAGUACCUGGGACGACGUCGUGGUGCUCGGGCCCAAGGUGAAGUGGGUGAGGAAAGCUCGAUGGGUUGUUGAUAGCACUGAGGGGGUCACGCCGGUGUGGAGUUCUUCGGGUGUGUCGGCGGGAAUCGAUGUGACGUUUGCUUUCAUUGAAGAGUUAUAUGGGGAAGAGGUAGCUAGAAAUGUCGCGAAUGUAAUGGAGUAUAGUAGGCAUUUGGACCCGAACGACGAUCCCUUUGCGCGAGUAUGGGAGAUGAAGGCAUAGCUACUUCUGACAAAUCCAUACUAUGCCCAGAGAUAUCGAGAGGAGGGUCGAGGAGGUCGAGGCCAAGCAGAGCUUCACUGCCUACGAGGUCGAGAGGAUUGGAAUAAUUGUAAGACGUCGCUUAUUUAGGUUUGUGUGAGCCAGGCAUAGCUAUAGUUAAU